Molecule: messenger RNA, 3517 nt
Organism: Oldenlandia corymbosa var. corymbosa
Lineage: Eukaryota; Viridiplantae; Streptophyta; Magnoliopsida; Gentianales; Rubiaceae
Source: the annotation of a GenBank genome assembly
UUUUUUUUUUUUUUAUUGUGGAGAAGAGAUUGAUUAGGGAGUCGAUUGUCGUGGAGAUGGGGAUGAGGAUUUGAGAUUUUUAUGAAUCCGUGAUUUUUAUUUAUUUAUUUUGGCGAAAAUAGGAGGUGGAAGUGGAUUUGGACUGUAUUUAUUUUUAAGUCUAGAAAACUAAUGUGUAAAUAAAAAUUUAUUUUAAAAAUAUGAUGUGAAAAUGUCACAUGGCAAAUGAUGGUGCUUUCUUUAAGUGUGAUUUCUGUUUUUAAUAUAGUAAGAAGUGAAAUUUAGAACAAAGUAAAAUAUCAUAUAAUAAGGACCGGCGAGUUAUUAACUGCCUGCGGUAACUACUACUUUAACGGCGAAUGCUGUAUACUACUACUAUAUUAGUAGUAUAUUAUAAGCAUCAUUUUACCUUCUUUAACCUUUAUUAUUCAUCUGUGCUAUACUGUACUCUUGUUGUUAUACAACCACCCAACUGACCCAAGUACUCAACCACAACUGAAUGCUUUACCAUACAAUAUUCUAUUCGCUCCUCUUGUGUGAAGACUGUAGACUGCAUUUCACCCUGUCUCUUUUCUUUUGCCCUUCAUAUUAACUUUUCUCUUUGCCUCUUUAUCUGGAACAACCCAACUGUCAAACUCACCUCCGCCCCCAUUUCUUCCUUUUUAGUUUUUACCAUUUCCAUAUACUUACUUAUUAAGCUAUUUGCCUUUGCUUUUCUGAGGGGAAAAGAAGAAUUGAGUUAAGGAACUCUUAUUCCAACUGCUUAAAAAAUGGAGAGAAAGGUGCAGGUGAUUUGCGGUGUUGUGGGACUUUUGGGUCUCUUAUCUGCUGCCACUGGUUUUGCUGCUGAAGCCACCAGGAUUAAGGUCUCUCCUCCCGUCUUAUACCCCAUCCCAUUAACACUGUAUUCUUUUUUCCUUUUUCCUUUUUUGUUUCGUGAUUUUUGCAUAUGUGUAGAUGUUUAAUUGUUGAUACUUAGUGCAUCUUAAGGUUAAGUCCUUCACCUCAUUUGAUGGAUUCUAGCCAAACAACCUCUUUAGUUGCCUUGAUUUGGGGCUUUCUCUCUGUGUGUAUGUGUGUGCGUGUGUGUUCCUACCUAAUAAAGUUUCAAUCGUUGAUGCGCAGUGCUUUAUUAACUUUUUAUUUAUCACCGUCAAGUUGUUAUCUUUGUUUGAUCAUUCUAGCCAUACUCUCGCGUGCUAGCGGUACCUUGAUUUUUGGUUACGGUUGAAAUCCCUUUGCACUUGAAAAACAAGUGAAAACAUUACAUUCUAUUGGCUGUUGUCACUAUCUGGGGCGCAGGAAAAUGUUUGGCGUCCAAGACCUAAUGUUGGCACUAACAUAUUACCUUCUAUUGUGUUUCUUUAAGAUUUUACUACUCCCUCCGCCCCGAAAUUGUUGUCCAGUUUGAAUUUUCAUUUUUAGUUCAAAUUGUACUAAAAGUGAAAUCUCAAACUGAGACAAUAAUUUUGGGACCGAGGGAGUAUUUGUUUUCACGAACUUUCUCUGCGACUUCUUAUCACUUGGCAAGGGAGCUGUUAUAUCACUGCUGCACUGAGGCCUCCCGUUCGCAAAUAGUAUGUGUUAGGUUUUUGGUGGGGUACACAUAUUAUGACCUGACCUGAGAGCUGAAGGGACCAUUAGGUUUGAUGGCCAUCUCAAGUAGUGAUGGAGUUAUUCCAUAUUUCUGUAUCUUGUGCUUUGCCGAUUCAAAGGAUAUGUUUUUUUAUCCUAAGGUUUUUGUUCCUCCAUGUCCUGAGAAUUUGUUCUUUUUUCCUUUCCUUUUAAUUUUUUUUGGCCAGGGAGAUCAGGUUAAAUUUCCUUCCCCGGAUGUUUGUGUGUAUCCAAGGAGCCCUGCUUUGGGCCUCGGAUUGACCGCCGCUGUCACUCUUAUGAUCGCGCAUAUCAUUGUCAAUAUUGCCUCUGGGUGUAUCUGCUGCAGAAGAGGCUCACAUCAAGCUAAUCCUAACUGGAGACUUGCACUUAUCUGCUUCAUCGUAUCCUGGUUCACAUUUGUUAUUUCCUUUCUUUUGCUGCUGACGGGCGCAGCUCUGAAUGAUCAGCAUGGGGAGGAGAAUAUGUAUUUUAAUUAUUACUACUGUUACGUUGUGAAGCCAGGGGUUUUUGCUGGAGCUGCUGUUUUGUCUCUUGCGAGUGUUGCUCUUGGGUUGAUAUAUUAUAUUACCUUGACUUCUAUGAAGAAUGUUAGUAAUUCAUGGGGAGGAGGAGCGCCACUUCAUGGUGGUGGCAUAGCAAUGGGACAACCCCAGUUCCCCCCUCAAAAUGCUGCUCAAGGUCAAGCACCCGUUUUUGUGCAUGAAGACACCUAUAUGAGACGGCAGUUGGCUUGAUUGACUCUCAUCUUAGGGUAUUUUUGGUUCACUGAUGGUCAUGUGUGUUCCCUUUUGGAAGUUCUGCUCAAAUGUUCUUGCUUAGAGACAUGUAAAAAAUGAAGUAUGUAAUGACAAAUCGAUUAACAGACGCCUGUUUUAUUGUUCUGACAUAGCUUUGUUCCUGUUGUCUGUACAUUGUAAAGGUUCAGAACUGGUUUCUGGUUUUCUUGCCUUCCCGCUGGAUUAAAAGAAUAUCCAUUUUCUUGUAAAAGUAGUUCCGUUCUCGUCUAAUUGGGUUGUUAAAAUUAUUAGAAAUGAUUGUUGUUUUCACCAGUCUGACUACAUGUGCAUUGCUUCUUACUACUCUCAAAACUGUUUUGGUCAAACAAUUUGGCGCUUUUCACUGAUGGCUUUUCAAGGAUAUAUAUGUAUGUCUUCCUCUAUGUUGCUCUUCGGAAACUGCUGCAUCAUACCAUCUCUUAAAAUGAUCUGAACUGCAAAGCACUCAAAAAGUGUUACGCGCCUAAAAGAAGGGAAUGAGUCAGUACUGCUGCUAUACCUAGGUUUUGACUAACAGAUUCAUCCAACUUCCUGGCAGAAUCUCUUUUCUUAAUGAACUUUGUUAUGAAGGAGCCAUCACACAAUCAAAAGGUGGGGAGAAAGACCAUAAUCUCACAAGGUGGAAGAAUGUUAUCAUCAAUAUAAUUAUGUCUUGAGGUGGUUCGUCACACAACAAGUGAGUACAUCCACAGAAAUGACUAGGAACGAUGAUGAAGGGGGGAGUAAUACAGUUAACUUUUCACAAGCACAUUCUAAGAAAGAAUUCAUCUUACAGUACCUACAUUAUGAUGUUAAACUUCUAUACAGAUUCACAAAAAUUCAAUCACACUAGGAUUUAACGAAUGCGGUUCAAGUGAGCAAAUGGUUCAGUACUGGCUUUUGGUGCAGGUUUUGCGGCCUCAGCAGGAGUACCAAAUACGUUCCAGAACCUGAGGGUUUCAUCUCCAGCUGCAGAUGCGACAGUACACCCAUCGGGACUCUGAGACAUGUAAAGAACUCGUGAUGUGUGGCCGGUAAGUUCUGCUAUCUUUACCAUGGAAGGAUAUUUCCAGAGAGUGAGCUGAUUCUGAGUAAAACCAUGCGAGCUAAGCAGUUCACGCUCAUUCUUGUUCCACAGCAGGGCA